CCCCGAAACACUAGAUGGCGAUGCGCCCUAUUACUGCGCUUUAAUAAAAGACGAAAGACACGUCAUACCUGUGAGCGGAUGAAUACGACUGCGCAUGCGCCGCCCAGCCUUCACAAACUCACCGACAAGGGAUCUGAAAGAAGAAGAUGAGGGUGCUGUGUGUGUUUGCUGUGCUUGCCUUGCUGGCUCUGGCAGCAAUGGGAGAGGAAGGAGCUCGCCUGCUCGCCUCCAAGUCCCUGCUGAACCGGUACGCGGUGGAGGGCCGAGACCUCACACUGCAGUACAACAUCUACAACGUGGGCACCAGUGCUGCACUGGAAGUGGAGCUCUCCGAUGACUCGUUCCCUCCCGAGGAUUUCGGCAUCGUCUCUGGGAUGCUUAAUGUGAAGUGGGAUCGCAUCGCCCCUGCCAGUAAUGUGUCUCAUACAGUAGUUCUGCGUCCACUGAAGGCUGGCUACUUCAACUUCACCUCAGCCACCGUCAGCUACUUGGCACAAGAAGGCGGGCAGGUCGUGGUUGGUUACACCAGCGCUCCUGGUCAGGGAGGCAUUCUGGCCCAGAGGGAGUUUGACAGACGCUUUUCUCCACAUUAUCUGGACUGGGCUGCUUUUGGUGUGAUGACUCUGCCUUCCAUCGGCAUCCCGCUGCUCCUCUGGUACUCCAGCAAGAGGAAAUACGACUCUCCCAAGACCAAGAAGAACUAAUGGAGAAGUGUAGGGUUAAGGCAUUAAAACGGGGUUAAGGGUGGGGUAGGAAUGGGUUUUUGAGAGGUUUUCACUCAUUUUAUUACCCAUAUUGGGGGUAACAUGACCAAGGAUGCAAGUUUGGACAGGUCUAAUGGGAUGGUCGUAUUUCUUUUUCCACCCAUGCAGAAGCAUCACUGAAGUCAUCUUUCCUUCUUCAUAAUUUAUCAUAAUGGCCAUUCCAGGCUGUGAGCAACUUUUUUUUUUUUUUUUUUUUUUAAUUAAGUGUUUAAGAGCAAAUUGGGUCAUUACUGUCUUUAUGGCUGCUCAGAGAUCUACAAUGAAAAUAAAUAAAAGUGGGUUUUUACAAAAAAAUACAA
Ictalurus punctatus (channel catfish) is the source of this 1063-nucleotide messenger RNA. RefSeq names its product signal sequence receptor, beta (gene ssr2). Gene Ontology annotation, cellular component: membrane; endoplasmic reticulum. The coding region runs from base 147 to 704 and encodes 185 amino acids. Lineage: Eukaryota; Metazoa; Chordata; Actinopteri; Siluriformes; Ictaluridae. The record is from RefSeq and is a predicted model, not a curated record. The transcript has 6 exons.